Molecule: messenger RNA, 2959 nt
Organism: Marchantia polymorpha subsp. ruderalis
Lineage: Eukaryota; Viridiplantae; Streptophyta; Marchantiopsida; Marchantiales; Marchantiaceae
Source: the annotation of a GenBank genome assembly
CCACGUAAAAGUGAGAUCCGUGAGAUCAGAACCAUGAGGGCUGGGUUACCAUUGGAACUCUUCGUUCUCGAGAUAAAUACUCCCUUGCAAUUAUGCUUCAGAGAGAGCAAAUUUCCUUACCUAUGAUCGAGGUCAGAAGUUUGGUUAUUUUAGAGUACAAUGUAACAGAGGUAAUUCCGGUCACAUUUCUAUUAAGAAUCAGAAAUUCAAUGUACAAAAAUGGAGUUUUUUUGACGUAAAAGAUUGCCUCGAACUUUUUGUCGCUCGGGAGGAGCCCUUACUGCUCUGCAAUAGAAAUUUCUUCAAGGUGUGGUGGAGGUUGCAACACUGGCAAUCUUAUCCACGUAGAUCCAGGGAGAUUACACCCUGGUCCCAAAUUGGGAGAAUCAGCACGUCCUGCAGAUCGAUAAGAUUAGACGAAUCGAUCAAAAUUGAUCAUGUAUCUAGAAGGCCCUUACUGACAGGCACGUUCUAAAGGCCCGGACUCGAAGAAUCUCACUAGCACACAGAGUGACGUGAGACAGACGAGAUGCCUACACGCAAUCUCGGAGACAAACGACAUGACCGACGAGACGACCGAGGUGACAGAAAAGUCAAAAGAUUCAGAGGAAAUGAUCCACGAGACGUCCGAGACGACGGAAGAGCUUUAGAAGGAGGGCCGAGCGAGAUCGCAGCAGGUGUUCCAGGAAGUCCACAAAAUAAGGAAUAUGCUCUCAUUAAAGUCCUCGAAGAAGACGAAGAUAUCCACAACCACUACAAGCAGCUGGAGCUGCUCGGAGCAGGCACGUUUGGUGAGACCUUCUUAGUUGAAGACGUAAAAAAUCCCCAGAGUCCAAGGUUAGCAAUGAAGGUACAGAACAAAAAGGGCUUUGGGUUUUUAUUACGAGACGACAUAGAAUCGGAUCUCUCGAGGUUGUACAAAGAAAUGUUGAUCCUGAUCAAAAUUCUUCCGCCACACAAGAAUAUUAUUGAGGUCAAGGAUUUGCUGGUAAGCAGAAACUGCGUUUAUAUCGUUCAGGAGCUAUGCACUACAUUGACCCUCGACGAAUUCUAUCGUGUCGUCGAUAAUACAAGCGCGCAAAGAGUUUUCAGGCAGAUAGUCGAUGCUGUUCACCUCAUGCAUGAGUAUGGUGUGGUGCACUGUGACUUGAAAGAAGACAACAUUCUGUUUCAAGACAAGGAAUUCAUGGAAUGCAAGGUCAUAGACUUCGGCGUAUCUAUCUAUAUCCCAGACUGGGCCACAAAGUUUCAUAAUUAUUUCAUCCCAAGCAUUUGGUUUAUAAAGGAAGAUCUAAAGCCACCGCCGUUUAUAUCGAAAACUAAUGAUAUAGAAAGAUUGGGCCAGAUAUUGUAUCAUAUGAUGGCUGGCGGUGCUCCGCCUCUACUGAGCGAUGACCCUGACAUAGAAAUGAGGAUCAACACGAGGCCUAGAUUGCAACUUUUCGAUGAAAAUGCAAAGGAUCUGCUGGAAAAGAUAGGCCCCUACCCUUUCGGACCUACAGACCCAGCUAAUUUUCUGACAAUAGAGCAGGUCCGUGAGCAUCCCUGGCUUACAGGAGGCCCUCUCACUCGCCCUUUCCUGAUAUAUAGAGCGGAGUUUUCUCGCCUCCAGGACGAUUUGACGGCUCUGAGAAUCAUCCUAAAAGACUGGGAGAUUUUUCCGUUCAUCAGGUUUGUUGAGAAUCUUGAGGAGGUUUUCUCUCAAUAUUUAAUUACAGGUGACGCUCAAACAAUCGGCUCCGUCUCUAACCUCUUCGAGUGCGAGGACACCAUAAAACGUGGUCCCCAUGUGAUGAAAUUCAUGUACAGAGUAGGAGACUUGUCGAUAGUACAAAGCUUAGAAGAGUCGGAGAGGGAGCCUUUACGAAUAUUCAAUGAACUGUGGAUCACGUUAAGAAUCCUCCCGAAGCACGCGAACUUUGUGGAAAUCAUGGAUGUCCUCGUCCACUCCGAAUUCGUCGUCGUCGUGAGAGAGUACUAUGGGAGGAUGACGCUAGAAAACUUCUUCACCGUCUCGACGGAUGAUAGUUCUCGGAUCGUUUUCAGGCAAUUAGUACACGCCGUUCGCCUGAUGCAUCUCUACGGAGUGGUGCACAUGGACUUGAACUGCCAUAACAUCAUCUUCAUGGACACGGAGUUUAAUCAGAAUUUUAAGAUCGUGGAUUUCAGCAAGGCCCUGUACAGUCCGACCCUAGCCAAGAGCAGUGUUGACCACUUCCACCCGGGCAAAUGGUUCACUCCCAAGCUCGCCGUCAUGGCCCUUGCCGCCAGCGUUGAAGUAGACGUCCGAGCCCUGGGCAGGAUUCUGCUCGCCAUGACAACUGGAUUCUGGCAACCCGGUGAAUUGAAUCCCUUGUGUCCGCCUAUGCGUGAAGUAUUUAGCGAAGAGUGUAUGGAUUUGCUCUCGAGAAUAGGCCCAGCUCCCUACGGACCAGGUCCAGGAGAGCACACGCUAACCAUGGACCAGAUAUGCGCACAUCCGUGGCUUGCUCCAGCGUAGACAUGAUGCUCGGAGACUAUGGAAAUCCGAAGGUUUAUGUAGAUUCGUUGUGAAAAACCGAUCAGCAUGAGACGAAGCAGACAUUUGAUCUUGUGGAGGUAAAAUUUUGCAUCUCACAAUUAGGCCAGGAUUGGCACUGACCUGAAGACGCAGAUGUUGUAGUCAUGUCCAAGACAUCAACAGUAUUGUGUUCUUCUAAAACUGGGGCCCUUAUACACAACGCCUCAAUGGCGAGUGCUAGACUGUCAAGGCACUCUACAAUUACUGGGUCCGCAACUAACUGCAAGGUACGUACCGUCAGACUGAGAAGCACAGAAUGAAAGAAAUAUCUCUCGUCAGGUGGUAUGAAGGAAUACGGAGAUCGAUGACUUUAGAAGUUCCUGAAAUAAUGAAGCAAAAAAUAUCUACCUUGGAAGACACCCCCAAAACAUAAGGUUUGUGAGGUAUUUGUAAGAAACU